UCAAUUCGAACGAAAGUUAAUCGAAUUAGACUUCAUUUUUUUUCUCUGGAAGCGAUUUCAAUUCGAAAACUUUAAAACAUGACUCGAAACUGGAUAGUAUGGUUUUUGGGAUUGUAUUGGGUAAACAAUGGAUUAUCCAUUUCUACAAAAGGUGGGGUUAACUACAAAUUAAAAAGUAUUUCUAAACGUUCCUAUCAAUAUCCGGAUGCCUUGAAAUACAGUGGAUUCAAAGCGAAUCAAGAAAACAAAAUUGUAGAGGAAGUAAAUAAUCUUAAGUCACGAACUUCAGAGGAUAGUUUUGAUGCUGUGUCAAAUAAAGUGAGAGUGAUAUGGAGUGACGAAUUAGCAAAUCUCGCUAAGGAUUGGGGAGAUCAAUGUAAAAGGGAAUUUGGUCCUCCUGGUUGUGAGAAAAAAUUCAGUCAAAAUAGAGGUUCAAUCAACAAAUCCUUUGAUGAAAUACAUCUAUUAAACGAAUGGGCCAAUGAUUCUAAUUAUACCUACGAAACCAAUAAAUGUAAUGGUAAUUGUGAUUCAUUCAAAAACAUUGUAUGGGCCGAAAGUUACGCAAUUGGUUGUUCAAAAUCGAGUUGCGAAAAUCUCGGUUCGGGCCAUUUCAUGAUAUGCAACAUUUAUCCUCCUGCGGAUACAAGAAGGCAACCUUAUAUAAUAGGAGAGUAUUGUGCCUAUUGUUCAAGGGAUUAUGUUUGUGUAAGGAAUUUCUGUGAUAAAGAAGACAAAAGUGUACCCAAAGAAGUAAUCGAUUGUAUCCAAUCUAAAGAAAGUGAUGGAAUGAAUGCUGCUGAAACUCGAUCCGGAAAUGGAAUUAUUGCUAUAAAAGCCACAUUAGCUUUAAUCGGAUUGUUAUACCCAUUAAAUUUCUUUUAAUUAUAUUAUUUCAACGAUUAUAAUUUGAAUUAUAUGUAAUACAAAAUUUUAAAAAAGUUGUUAAUU
Molecule: messenger RNA, 951 nt
Organism: Centruroides sculpturatus (bark scorpion)
Lineage: Eukaryota; Metazoa; Arthropoda; Arachnida; Scorpiones; Buthidae
Product: GLIPR1-like protein 1
Exons: 6
Coding region: 79-885 (268 amino acids)
Source: RefSeq, a predicted model, not a curated record